Molossus molossus (Pallas's mastiff bat) is the source of this 1137-nucleotide messenger RNA. RefSeq names its product fibrillarin like 1 (gene FBLL1). The record is from RefSeq and is a predicted model, not a curated record. Gene Ontology annotation, cellular component: nucleolus; small-subunit processome; Cajal body. NCBI's taxonomy places the organism in Eukaryota, Metazoa, Chordata, Mammalia, Chiroptera, Molossidae. Gene Ontology annotation, molecular function: RNA binding; rRNA methyltransferase activity; histone H2AQ104 methyltransferase activity. The transcript has a single exon. Gene Ontology annotation, biological process: box C/D sno(s)RNA 3'-end processing; rRNA methylation. The coding region runs from base 1 to 1011 and encodes 336 amino acids.
AUGAAGUCUGCGGCAAGCUCGCGCUCCGGCGGCGGCUGGGGCGGCGGCUGGGGCGGCGGGCGCGGCAGCAGCAGCAGGGGAGGUGACGGCGGCGGCAAGGGCGGCUUCGGGCCGCGGUCGCGCAGCAGCGGCGGCGGCGGCGGCGGCGGCGGCAGCAGCGGCGGCGGCGGCCGGGGCCGGGGGCGCGGCGGCGACAGCAGGGACCGCAGCGGCGGCGGGCAGCGGCGCAGCGGCGGCGGCGGCGGCGGCGGCGGCGCCAAGAGCAAGAACAGGAACCGCCGCAGGAAAGGCAUCGCCGUGUCGGUGGAGCCGCACCGCCACGAGGGCGUCUACAUCUACCGCGGGGCCGAGGACGCGCUGGUCACCCGGAACAUGGUGCCGGGCCAGUCGGUGUACGGCGAGCGGCGGGUCACGGUGGCCGAGGGCGGCGUGAAGCAGGAGUACCGCACCUGGAACCCGUUCCGCUCCAAGCUGGCCGCCGCCAUCCUGGGCGGGGUGGACCAGAUCCACAUCAAGCCCAAGAGCAGAGUGCUGUACCUGGGCGCCGCCUCGGGGACCACGGUCUCCCACGUCUCCGACAUCGUCGGCCCCGACGGCUUGGUCUACGCCGUCGAGUUCUCCCACCGCGCCGGCCGCGAUCUGGUCAACGUCGCCAAGAGUCGAACCAACAUCAUCCCGGUCCUGGAGGACGCCCGCCACCCGCUCAAGUACCGCAUGCUGGUCGGGAUGGUGGACGUGAUCUUCGCCGACGUGGCCCAGCCGGACCAGUCCCGCAUCCUGGCUCUGAAUGCUCACACCUUCCUGCGCAACGGGGGCCACUUUCUCAUCUCCAUCAAGGCCAACUGCAUCGACUCCACUGCAUCUGCCGAGGCGGUGUUUGCUUCUGAGGUGAGGAAGCUGCAGCAGGAGAAUCUAAAGCCCCAAGAGCAGCUGACCCUGGAGCCCUACGAGAGGGACCACGCCGUGGUGGUCGGGGUCUACCGGCCCCUCCCGAGGAGCAGCAGCAAGUAGCACCCGGCUGGGCUGCCCCGAGAGUCUCCUGCAAAGCUUGCUGAGUGGUGUUGUUAUGUGUGUGUUUUGUGCGUUGUUUCUCUGUUGUUGUUAUAUUACGUGGCAUAAAGAAACAGCAUCUAAGCC